AUGGCGGGAGCGGAGCGGGGACCUCGGGAGCGGCGACCUGGGGAGGGCCUGUGGCUACCGCGGCUACUGCUGCUGCUGGGGGGGCUCGCCCGGUUUGGGCUGACCCUGGCUCUGGUUCUGGUUCUGCCUGAUCCCAGUGCUCUGGCUCUGGCUCUGGUUUUGGCUCUGGUUUUGGCCCUGGCUCUGGUUCUGGUUCUGGUCCUGUCCUGGUUCUGUCUGAUCCCGGUUUGGGCUGGUUCUGUUCCUGUCCCGGUUCUGUCUGAUCCCGCUGUCCCGGUUCUGGCCCGGUUCUGUCUGAUCCCGGUUUGGGCUGGUUCUGUUCCUGGCCCGGUUCUGUCUGAUCCCUCUGGCCCGGUUCUGUCUGAUCCCGCUGUCCCGGUUCUGGCCCGGUUCUGUCUGAUCCCGCUGUCCCGGUUCUGGCCCGGUUCUGUCUCAGCCGUGGACAUUCCCUGCACCGCGUUCCGCUCGGCCGGGAGCGACCCCCGCAUCGAGUGGAAAUUCCAGAAAGGAUCCUCGCUGGGGCUCAUCUACUACGGGGGGGAGCUCACAGAGCCGUACCGGGACCGUGUCCAGUUCUCCCGCACGUCCAUCCGGUUCCAGUCGGUGACCCGGGAGGACAGCGGGAAGUACAUCUGUGAGGUGGUGGGGGAUGGCAGCCACAUCUCCAAGAGCGAGGUCAACCUCAUCGUCCAGGUGCCCCCUGGCAAGCCGCUUGCCCACGUGCCCAGCUCUGUCACCGUGGGUGCCCGGGCCGUGCUGCGCUGCUCGGAGGAGCAGGGCUCGCCCCCGCCCACCUUCCGCUGGUACAAGGACGGCACGGAGCUGCCUCAGGACCCCAAAUCCAGCCCCGCCUUCCGCAACUCCUCCUACAGCCUGGACCCGAGAACGGGGGAGCUGGUUUUUGAGCCUGUGGGGGGCUGGGACACGGGUGAUUAUCACUGCGAGGCCUCCAACAACGUGGGGACCCCCCAGAAAUCCGACGUGUUCCACAUGGAGGCCAGUGAGGUGAACGUGGGGGGCAUCGUGGCCGCCGUGGUUCUGCUGCUCCUGGUCCUGGCACUCGCCGGCUUCGGGGUCUGGUUCGCCUACAGCCGUGGCUACUUCAGCAAAAAAACAGAUGCCGGCGGGAAGAAGGUGAUUUACAGCCAGCCCUCACGGCGCAGCGAGGGCGAGUUCAAGCAAACCUCCUCGUUCCUGGUGUGACGUCACCCCCGCCCCCCCCCGGACACUUUUUCCCAAUUCCCGGAAUUCCCGCGGGAUUUUCGCUGCCG
Molecule: messenger RNA, 1271 nt
Organism: Sturnus vulgaris (Common starling)
Lineage: Eukaryota; Metazoa; Chordata; Aves; Passeriformes; Sturnidae
Source: RefSeq, a predicted model, not a curated record